CUCGGCUGAUCCGGCUCCGAGCGCAAGAGCCGAAGCAGGGAGUUCGCCGCGGCGGGCGGGCGGGCAGCUGGCAAGGAAGACCCGGGGACCUCUGUCGCCGCCGCGCGCGGGCUGUGCCCUCCCUGCCCGGCACCAUGCGCCCGGCGGAGCGAGCCUGCCUCCUGCUUGCGCUCCUGCCCGCCGCCUUGCUAGCCCUGGCGCCGCCGCCCGCCGCCAUCCCUACCGCCGCCAGGAACGCCAGCAGCAGCAGCGGCGGCGGCGGCUCCCGCGACCGGGGACUCGCCGCCUCUCCGCCGCCGCCGCUGCCGCCCACCGGGAAUCACAGCCGUGGCGGUGCCCAUCGCAGCCCGGUCCUGGCGCUGCUGCACGACUUGCCGGCGCUCAAGGCCGCCGUCAUCGGAGCCUGCGCGGCCAGCGCCUGCCUGGUGACCUGCCUGCUGUUCCGCGUCUGCAGGUCUAGCAGGAGGAUUAAAAAGCCCCGCAAAUAUGAUAUCAUCACAACUCCUGCAGAACGCGUGGAAAUGGCCCCCUUAAAUGAAGAGGAAGACGAAGAGGAAGAUGCCACAGUGUUUGACAUAAAAUAUAGGUGAGACUGUUGGACCAGACUUCUCAGGAACGUUAUCCCCUGUAGAAAGUUAUGAAGACCCUUGGAAACAAAGGACAGGUGGAGAAAAAAAAAUUGCAUCCACAACACUUGGCUCUUCCCUCUUCUAAACAGAAAAUAGUGAUGCUGGAUUUGGCAAUUGGCACGUUCCUAAUAAACAUGACUGUUACAUUCCUGGCGGAAUGAUGUGAGGAACUGAGGGACAUCCUCUUUCUGAACUUCUUUUUAAGGCUGAAGACAAUCCUUCUGUUUUACUGUUGCUUCAGAUGCCUCUAACAAAUUAGAGAAUAGAGGUCAGCCAUAAGCAGCAAUGUCGAUUCGGCGAUUCAGAGCCAGCCAAGAGAUUCUUUGCUCAAAAUAUUAAAGUAGACAGAUGGACUUUGACUGCAUUCUGGGAUUGGUCCUGGGUCAGCUAAAAUGUUUGCUCAUCUUGUAUACAAGUUGGAAUUUGUAUCAACUGGGCUGAAAUUGUUUUGCAAGGGUUCUAUGUACAGUAUAUUUGUGCUGGGUGGGGAAGGAUUUGGAUGGGCAACACAUUCAGUAGAUAACUGUGAUGCCUUGCUAUUAAUGAGGACAAGCACACUGCUGUAUUAAUUUACAGUAAGGCUCGCUGUUUUUACAGGGAGUUUUCCCCAACCUCUUUUUUUUUUAAUUCCAGAAGGUGAGUUCUGGACAGCAAGGGAAAACAGAAUACAGUACUCAAUUUCAGGAGAGAGGAAAUUAUUUUUAGUUCUCUGCAUCUCAUUCUUACAGAGAGAACUACUUUUACAUAUGCACUCUUUUGCUUUCUAUAGCUUCUUUUAGUCUUUUCAUUUCAAAACAAUUAGCAGUCAGAUUACUGAAUUGGAAGAAGAGGUUUUGCCUUCAUGCCAGAAUGGUCCCAUCUGUUCUCAACAACAGAAACUUCCCCAACCUGGUUUCUCUGGAGAAGUGUUGGGUUUUUACUGACUGGCAAUUAGGACAGCUGAAACUCAACAUCGAGUGUCUAAAUAGCAGCUUCAGUCAUUCCAUCUUGGUUUGAACAUUUCUUAGCUGUGCACUGUUUCUUUUUUUUCCUUUUAAUUAUAUCAAAGAAAUGAAUAUAAGGCAAAACGGAU
Molecule: messenger RNA, 1701 nt
Organism: Candoia aspera
Lineage: Eukaryota; Metazoa; Chordata; Lepidosauria; Squamata; Candoiidae
Gene: FAM174B
Product: family with sequence similarity 174 member B
Exons: 3
Coding region: 135-590 (151 amino acids)
Source: RefSeq, a predicted model, not a curated record